Messenger RNA from Cotesia glomerata, 13722 nucleotides. RefSeq names its product spectrin beta chain, non-erythrocytic 1 (gene kst). The transcript has 13 exons. Gene Ontology annotation, cellular component: cell junction; plasma membrane; cell projection. The record is from RefSeq and is a predicted model, not a curated record. The coding region runs from base 680 to 13399 and encodes 4239 amino acids. NCBI's taxonomy places the organism in Eukaryota, Metazoa, Arthropoda, Insecta, Hymenoptera, Braconidae. Gene Ontology annotation, molecular function: actin filament binding; phospholipid binding. Gene Ontology annotation, biological process: actin cytoskeleton organization.
UGGUUCUUGAUCGUUCAUCUCAGUUUCCAUUCUCAGUGUUAUAAUGUUGAGCAGUUAAGCAGUUGAAUUUAAAUAGUUGGUUGAGUUGUUCUUACUGGCCGUUGUACUGGCAUCACCAGGCAUUGCUGUACAUAUUAUACUGCUAGCUGUAUAUACUGUUUGGAGAAACUGAUUGGCCCGCUUGUCUUUGGUUCCUCUGGUUCCUCUGGUUCUUUGCCUCUUUUACUCUCGUACCCUCUUACUACCAAACCAACUAAUAACUACUAACGUUCAGCAUUUAUUCAUUUUUUAGUUUUACAUAAACUUUCUUUUUCUUUUUUUCAACCAAAUUAAUAUUAAAAAGUCUAUGUCACAGUUAGAUCUAUGUGUAUUCAUUUUUUCGACAAUUUUAUAUUUUUUGUGAUUAUUUGCGAGUGUUGUUUAAGUUGUUAAAUACUAUUAAUUAAAAUAGUCAACAACUUAUUGAACUGACAAAAGUAAAAUAAAAAAAGAAACAAAAACAUUUCGUACUUUUGGAUAAUUUUCAAAAUCUGAGGAAAGGGCACAGUAUGAGCCCGGCGCUAGUGAAUGCGCCGUACCAGGACUCCAAUCAACUCAGAAUAGACAACAACAACUGUUGGAAGAGUAUCCGCCAAGACGGAUUGACAAAUACCGAGGCGGUCCAAAUAUACAAAGAAGAAUGACUCAGAGAGAGGAUGUGCUCAAGUUUGAGCAGGGAAGGAUAAAAGCCCUGCAAGAAGAACGUUUACAUAUACAAAAAAAAACAUUUACAAAAUGGAUCAACUCAUUUUUAUUGAAGGCGAGAAUGGAAGUAGAGGAUUUGUUUACCGAUCUUGCGGAUGGAAAAAAAUUGUUAAAACUUUUGGAAAUAAUAUCCGGAGAAAGGUUGGCUAAACCAAACAAUGGACGUAUGCGAGUUCACAAAAUCGAAAACGUCAACAAAUCACUGGCAUUUCUUCACACUAAGGUACGAUUGGAAAGUAUUGGAGCAGAAGAUAUUGUUGAUGGAAAUCCAAGAUUAAUAUUAGGUUUGAUAUGGACAAUUAUUCUAAGGUUCCAAAUUCAAGAAAUAGAAAUAGAUGUUGAUGAAGAAAAUGAAAGCAGUGAAAAAAAAUCAGCCAAAGAUGCUCUGUUACUUUGGUGUCAAAGAAAAACAAAUGGUUAUCCACAUGUCAAUAUCCAAGAUUUUACAGGUUCUUGGAGAAGUGGUCUUGGUUUUAAUGCCCUUAUCCACGCUCACAGGCCAGAUUUGGUCAAUUGGUCAGAAUUACAGCAAACACGACACAUUGAUAAUCUUAAUUAUGCAUUUGAUGUGGCAAAUACAGAACUUGGUAUUCCACGACUUCUUGAUGCUGAGGAUGUAGAUACUGCUAGACCAGAUGAAAAAUCAAUAAUGACAUAUGUUGCCUCGUAUUAUCAUACAUUUGCACGAAUGAAAAAUGAAAUAAAAAGUGGUAAAAGAAUAGCUAAUAUUGUUGGACAAAUGAUGGAUGCUGAUAAAAUGAAAAUUCAUUAUGAAAAAUUAACAGCUAAUUUAUUAGAAUGGAUAAAACUUAAAAUAACAGUACUUGAAAAUAGAAAUUUUCCAAAUUCAUUGGAGGGUAUCCAACGUCAAUUAUUAGGAUUUAAACAGUAUAGAACUGUUGAAAAGCCACCAAAAUAUAAAGAACGUUCUGAAAUAGAAGCACUAUAUUUUCAUAUAAAUACACAAUUAAAAUCAUUAAAUCAACCGGCAUUUAUACCACAAGAGGGACAAUUAAUUCAAGAUAUUGAAAGAAAUUGGGUUGAAUUAGAGCGUGCUGAGCAUAGACGUGAAGUAGCAUUACGUACUGAAUUAUUACGACAAGAAAGAUUAGAACAGCUUAAUUAUAAAUUUGAAAAAAAAAGUGUAUUAAGAGAGGGUUAUCUUAAAGAGAUGAUACAAGUAUUAUCAGAUCCACGUUACGGUAGUAAUAUUUCUCAAGUAGAUGCUACUGUUAAAAAACAUGAAGCUAUAAGUGCUGAUAUAUUAGCACGUGAAGAACGUUUUCAUGAUUUAACAAAUAUGUCUGAAGAACUUGUUAGAGAAAAUUAUCAUGGAUUAGAUAGAGUUAAAAUACGUGAACAGGAGGUACUUGAAAGAUGGAAACAAUUAUUAUCACUUUUAGAUAAUCAUAAAUUAAAUUUAACAGCAUUAUCAUCAUUAAUGAGUUUAAUGAGAGAAAUAGAUACAACAUUGGCAAGUAUACAAGAAUUACAAAUAAAUUUUCAAAGUACAGAUGUUGGUCCUCAUUUAUUAGGUGUUGAAGAUUUAUUACAAAAGCAUAGUUUACAAGAGCUUCAAGUAACAGCACUUGGUGAAACACAACGACGUCUUGGUAGACAAGCUGGACAACAUUUAACAUCUCAAAAAAAUUUAACUAAAGAAUUACCUUUAUUAGAAAAAAAAUUAUUAACAUUAAAUACUGAAUAUAAUUAUUUAAUUGAAAAUAGUAAAGAACGUAAAGCUAGAUUGGAGGAUGCAAGAAAUUUUUUUCAUUUUCUACAAGAUCAUGAGGAUGAAGAAUCAUGGCUUAUUGAAAAACAACGUAUAUGUAAAGCCGGUAUAUCUGCUAAAGAUUUACGUGCUGUUAUAUCAUUACAACAAAAACAUAAAGCAUUACAAGAUGAAAUGAAAGUUAGACGUCCUAAAUCAGAGCAACUUUGUAGUGCUGGUAUUAAAUUAAUUGAUGAUAAUCAUCCAUCGGCUAUUGAAAUAAAAAAUCGUAUUGAAUCACUUCAAGAACAUUGGAAAGUACUUGAAGAAUUAGCUGGAUUAAGAAAAAAACAAUUAGAUGAUGCUGCUGAAGCAUUUCAAUAUUAUACAGAUGCUAAUGAAGCUGAUUCAUGGAUUAAUGAAAAAAUGGCCCUAGUUACAUCACAAGAUUAUGGUGUUGAUGAACCAAGUGCACAAGCAUUAUUACAAAGGCAUAAAGAUUUACAGGGUGAACUUAAUGCUUAUAAAGGUGAUGUACAAUCAUUAAAUAUACAAGCUGAUAAAUUAAUAAAAGCUGGUAUAUCAACAUUAGAAUUAUCAACUGAUCCAGAGCCAGUAGCUGAACUUGAACAAAAUGAAUGGAGACAAGAAACACGAUUAAUACCACAAGAUGAAUGGGUUGAUGAAAUUCAUGAACGUGUUGAAACACGUACUGUACUUGAAGAUAGACUUGUACCACAAGUUAAAAGUUUAUAUCCAUUUAAUGGUCAAGGUAUGACUAUGGCUAAAAAUGAAAUAAUGUUUUUAUUAAAUAAAACAAAUCUUGAUUGGUGGAAUAUUAGAAAAUCAGAUGGUACUGAUGGUUUUGUUCCAGCUAAUUAUGUACGUGAAAUAGAACCUAAAAUAAUUCAAGUACAAGUAAGAAGACCUGAAAAGGUACGUGUUGUACAGCGUGUUAAAAAAACUAAAAUGGUUAAUCAAAUAGUACCUGUUAGACGUGUUAAAUCUAUUAAAUCAGCAGUUAAACCAAUAAAACGUAAAGUAAUAACUAAUGAUAGUGAUAAUGUUGAAAAAAGGCAAAAAAAAAUAAAUGAUACUUAUGAUGAAUUAAAUAAAUUAGCUAUUAAACGUCAUGCAUUAUUGGAAGACGCUAUUAGACUUUAUGGUUUUUAUCGUGAAUGUGAUGAUUUUGAAAAAUGGAUUAAAGAUAAAGAAAAAAUGUUGAGAGCUGAUGAUUCACGUGAUAAUGUUGAAACUGCUAAAAGAAAAUAUGAAAAAUUUUUAACCGAUUUAUCGGCAUCUGGUAAACGCGUUGAAGCUAUUGAUGCAUCAGUUGAUGAAUUUGUUAGACAGGGUCACAGUAAAUUAGAUAAAGUUAAAUCACGUCAAAAGCAUAUUCAUCAACUUUGGGAUCAUUUAAAUUGGUUAAAAGCUCAAAAAGAAAAAAGUUUAGAGGGUGCUUCUAGUGUUGAACUUUUUAAUCGUACUUGUGAUGAAGCACACGAUUGGAUGCAUGAAAAAAUAACUCAAUUAGAUACUGCUGAAUUAGGUCCUGAUUUAAAAACAGUUCAAGCAUUACAACGUCGUCAUCAACAUUUAGAACGUGAAUUAGCUCCUGUUGAAGAAAAAGUACGUAAAGUUAAUUUAUUAGCUAAUAGUGUUAAAAGUUCAUAUCCAAAUGAACAUAAAAAUGUUGAUGAUAGACAAAAUCAAAUAAAACAAUUAUGGAAUAAAGUACAAUCAAAAGCUAAAGAACGUCGUUCACGUUUAGAAGAUGCUGUUGGUCAACAAAUAUUUAUUAAUAGCUCAAAAAGUUUAAUUAAUUGGGCAUUAGAUGUUAAACAAGCUAUUAAAGCUGAUGAAUCAGUAAGAGAUGUUGAAACUGCUGAAAAAUUAAAAAAACAACACACUGAUCUUGGUGAAGAAAUAAAAACACGUAAAGAUGAAUUUAGUGAAGUUGAACAACUUGGUGCACAAUUAUUACAACGUAAUUCUGGUUUAACAGAUAUUAAAGAACGUUUAGAUAAACUUGAUGGUUUAUAUAAAAAUUUAAUAUCUAAUUGGAAUACCAAAGAUUAUUGGCUUAAUCAGUGUCUUGAUUUACAAUUAUUUAAUCGUGAAGCUGAUCAAAUAGAAGCAACAACAAGCUCUCAUGAAGCAUUCCUUGAAUUUAUUGAUCUUGGUGAAUCACUUGAUGACGUUGAAGCGUUAUUAAAACAACAUAUUAAAUUUGAAAAUACAUUAAAUGCUCAAGAUGAACGUCUUAAAGCAUUUAGUGAUACUGCUGAUCGUUUAAUUCAACAAAAUCAUUAUGAUAAAGAUUAUAUUAAUGAUAAACGUAAUCAAGUAUUAAUACGACGUGCUGCUGUUAAAGAUGCUGCACAAAUAAGACAAGCUAAAUUAAAAGCUUCUGAAUAUUAUCAACAAUUUUCAGCUGAAGUUGAUGAUUUACGUGAUUGGCUUAGUGAUAAAAUGAAAGUUGCUGCUGAUGAAAGUUAUCGUGAUUUAAAUAAUUUAGAACGUAAACUUCAAAAGCAUGAAGCAUUUGAACGUGAAUUACGGGCUAAUGAAGGACAAUUACGUGCUGUUAAUAAAGCUGGUAAAGUUUUAAUAUCUGAACAAAAUUAUCGUUCCAAUGAUGUUAAUCAAACAUUAAAAGAUCUUAAUAAUCAGUGGAAUCGUUUAGUUGAAUUAUCAUUGGAAAAAGGCCGUAGACUUCGUCAAGCAGCAUCACAACAUGGUUAUAAUAAAACAAUGGAAGAUGCUAAAUUAAAACUUGAAGAAAUUGAAACAUCACUACAAAGUAAACAAGUUGGUGUUGAUUUAAGAAGUUGUAAAGAAUUAUUAAAAAAACAUCAAAUUUUGGAAACCGAUAUGUCACAGUGGGAACUUAAAGUUGAUGAUUUAGUAGCAAUGGGUCAAGAAAUGGCUCACGAAGGGCAUUUUGAUGCUAAAAAUAUUUUAAAAAGUAGUCAAGCUACACAAUUAAAGUUUCGUAGUUUAAAAAUACCAGCUAAAAAAAGACGUGAAGCACUAGAAGAAAGUUUACGUUUUCAUAAAUUUAGAUUUGAACUUGACGCUGAAUUACACUGGAUUAAGGAUCAUCAACCACAGGCAUCAUCAACUAUGCUUGGACAAAAUCUUCAUCAAGCUCAAACACUCCAUAAAAAACACAAAAAAUUAGAGGCUGAAAUAAUUGGUCAUCAACCAAUGAUUGAUAAAGCACUUGCAACUGGUCAAGGACUUAUUGAUCAAUCUCAUCCAGAAAGAAAAAAGAUUCAAGAACUGUGUGAAAAAUUGGAUGACGCUUGGAAAGACUUACAAGAUAAAGCUAAUGAACGUAGUCGUGCAUUAGAUUUAUCAUUGAGGGCUCAAGAAUUUUUCUUCGAAGCUGGAGAAGUUGAAAGUUGGUUGUGUGAAAAGAAUGAUGUUUUAAGUUCAACUGAUUAUGGUAGAGAUCGUGAUGCUGCAACAAAACUUCUCACUAAACAUAAAACGGUAGAACUUGAAUUAGAUUCUUACAACGGAAUAGUUACGGAAAUGGGUCACACAGCAGCGGCAAUGGUUAACGCAAAGCAUCCAGACAGUAAAGCUAUUGCUGCGAAACAACAAGCAAUUGCACAGCAAAUGCGUGCACUUCAAAGAUUAGCAAUAACAAGACAACAAAGACUGAUGGAGAGUAUGUAUCGUCAUGAAUAUUUCCUUGAAAGUCGUGAAUUAGAGCAGUGGAUUAAAGAACAAGAACAAGCUGCUGGUUCUGAAGAUUAUGGACAUGAUUAUGAGCAUUUAUUAAUUUUACAAACUAAAUUUAAUGAUUUUAAACAUCGUAUUGAAGCUGGUUCUGAAAGAUUUAAUCAGUGUGAAGAAUUAGCUAAAAAAUUAAUUAGUAAUGAAAGUCCCUAUAUACAAGAUAUAGAAAAACGUCAAGAGCAACUUGGAGGUGAUGAGGAUGAUCCUGUAGCACAAGUACGCAGAAAACAUAAACAUAUGUGGGAAUCAUGGCAACACUUGUUGGGAUUAAUACGUCAUCGUGAACAACGACUUCAAGCUGCUGGUGAAAUUCAUCGUUUUCAUCGAGAUGUUGCUGAAGUUUUAUCACGAAUUCAAGAAAAAGAAGCUGCUCUUCCAGAAGAUUUAGGACGUGAUUUAAAUUCAGUAUUGGCACUUAUUAGGCGUCAUGAAGGAUUUGAAAAUGAUUUAGUAGCAUUGGAAGCACAACUUCAAGUAUUGGUUGAAGAUGCAUCUAGAUUACAAACUUUAUAUCCAGGUAAUAAUGCAUCUCAUAUUGAUCAACAGCAGAAAAUAGUAUUGUCCAAUUGGGAGGAAUUAAAAGAAAAAUCAGCAAAUCGUCGAGAUCAAUUACAAGCUAGUUGUGAUUUACAACGAUUUUUAACUCAAGUACGUGAUUUAAUGAAUUGGGCAGCUGGAUUACGUGCUGCAUUAUCAACAGAAGACAAAGUACGUGAUGCUGCUAGUGCUCAAAUUCUUAAAGCUGAACAUGAAGCAUUAAAAGGUGAAAUAGAAGCUAGAGAGGAUAGUUUUAGUUCUGUUCUUGAUCUUGGUGAAGCAAUGAUAAAAAAUGGUCAUUAUGCUGUUAAUGAAGUUGAAGAAAAAUGUAAUCAAUUAUUAGAAGAACGUGAAAAACUUCAUACUGCUUGGCAGGGUAAAAAAAUUCAUCUUGAUCAGCUUAUUGAUUUACAUUUUUUUUUACGCGACGCUAAACAAUUGGAUAAUUUAUCAGCAACACAAGAGGCUGCAUUGAGUGGUGAUAAUUUUGGUGUUUCUGUUGAAGAAAUAGAUGGACAAGUUAAAAAGCAUAAUGAAUUUGAAAAAUUACUUGUUACACAAGAAGAAAAAUUAUUAUCUCUUAAAGAACAGGGUAAUAAACUUAUACAACAAAAACAUUUUAAUUCACAAACAAUAUCUAAACGUUUACAUGAGGUAUCUGAUAAACGUGGUAAAAUUCAUCAAUUGUGUAAUACACGUCGUAAUAAAUUAGAAGCAAGUCUUCUUCAUGUACAAUUUAUUCGUGAUGUUGGUGAGGCUGAAUCUUGGAUUGGUGAAAAACAAAAAAAAUUAGAAGCUGAAGCAUCUAAAGGUCAAGUAUUGAGUUUAGAGGAUAAAAUAAAAAAAUUACAAAAACAUCAAGCAUUUCAAGCUGAAUUAGCUGCUAAUCAAAGUAGAAUUGAAGAAAUAAAAAAUAAAGGUGAAAUAUUAAUAACACAAAAUCAUCCAUCUAGCAAUGAAAUUCGUAAUCAAUUGGAACAAUUACAAGGUACAUGGCGUAAAUUAUUAAUUGUUUCUGGUAAUCGUGGUAGAGGUUUAGAAGAAGCACAAGAUAUACUUGAAUUUAAUAAUCAAGUUGAAAAAAUAGAAUCAUGGAUUCGUGAUAAAGAAAUGAUGGUACAAGCUGGUGAUACUGGUAAAGAUUAUGAACAUUGUUUAAGUUUACAACGUAAAUUAGAUGAUGUUGAUAGUGAUAUGAGAGUUGAUGAUACUAGAAUAAAAUCAAUAAAUUCAUUAGCUGAUAAACUUAUUAAACAAGGUCAUGAUGAUGAAUCUAAAGUAAUACAACAACGACGUGAUAAUGUUAAUAAAAAAUGGAAAAAUCUUCAGGGUGCAUUAACUAAUUAUAGAUCAAUAUUAGCUGGUGCUUUAGAAAUUCAUUUAUUUAAUCGUGAUAUUGAUGAUACAAGUCAACGUGUUAUUGAAAAAUCACUUGCUAUGAAUACUAAUGAUGUUGGUAAAGAUUUAGCUGCUGUUGAACAUUUACAACGUAAACAAGAAGCUAUGGAACGUGAUAUGACUGCUAUUGAAGGUAAAUUAAAAGAACAUAAAGCCGAGGCUAUUAAAUUAUCAUCUAAAUAUAUAGAUAAUGCACCACAAAUAAAUGCUAUAUUUUAUAAUAUUGAAUCUAAUUGGGAUGAAUUACAACAUUUAACUAAACAUAGACGUGAUGUUUUAAAUCAAGCUUAUACUUUACAUAAAUUUCAAGCUGAUUUACAUGAAGUUGAAAUAUGGAUUAAAGAUACUAUUAAACGUAUGAAUGAAUCUGGUGCUCCAACAACUAUUUCUGAAGCUGAAGCACUAUUAGAACUUCAUCAAGAAAGAAAAGCUGAAAUAGAUGGUCGUAAAGAUAUGAUUAAAGCUCUUGAUGAUCAUGGUCAAAAAUUAAUAAAUAUUGAUCCACAAGUUAAAAAAAGUUUGGAACAUUUAAAAAAUAUUAAUUCAGGAUUAGUUGACGCUUGGAGUGAAAGAAGAGAAAAAUUAAUGCAAGCUUAUCAUUUACAACAAUUUAAAGAACAAGCUGAUCAAGCAGAUAGUUGGUUAGCAACUAAAGAAGCAUUUCUUAAUAAUGAUGAUUUAGGUGAAUCAUUAUCUGGAGUUGAAACUUUAAUACGUAAACACAGUGAAUUUGAAAAAAUGUUAUUAUCACAAUUAGGACGUAUUGAUGAAUUAGAAACAUUUGCUAAUAAAAUAAUUAAUAAAAAUUCAAUUGACGCUGAUAUUAUUAAAACAAGAUUAAUAUCUGUAUGUUUAAGACGUGAUAAAUUAAAAGAUAAUUCAACAAUAAAAAUGAAAAAAUUAAUAGAAAGUCGUCAAUUGCAUAAAUUUUUAAGAAAUAUUUAUGAAGUUGAAGGUUGGUUACAUCAAAAACAACAAGUUGCUGGUGAUGAAAAUUAUCGUGAUUCAACAAAUUUACAAAGUAAAAUUCAAAAACAUUUAGCUUUUGAGAGUGAAUUAAUAGCUAAUCGUGGACGUAUAAGUGGUAUUAUAACUGAAGGUGAAAAUUUAAUUGAAAAUAAUCAUUAUGCUUGUAAAGAAAUUCAAGAUCGUUUAGAGGAUUUAGAAUCUGAAUGGAGAAUUUUACAAGAAACUAGUCAACUUAAAAAAAAUCGUCUAAAUGAUGCUUAUCAAGCAUUAUUAUUUGGUCGUACAUUGGAUGAAUUUGAAACAUGGAUGGAUGAUAUUGAAACACAAUUACAAUCUGAAGAUCACGGUAAAGAUUUAUCAAGUGUUGCUAAUUUAUUAAAAAGACAUACUAAUUUAGAGAAUGAUGUUCUUGGUCAUAAUGAAGCUUGUGAAUCUAUUAAAGAAACUGCUAAUAAUUUUAAAAAAACAAAACACUUUAUGUGUGAUGAAAUAAGUGAAAGAGCACAAUUAUGUGUUAAUAGAUAUCAUGGACUUCAAGAACCUAUUCAAAUAAGACGUGAUAAUUUAGAGGAUGCUAAAUUACUUAAUCAAUUUUUAAGAGACGUUGAGGAUGAACUUCAUUGGUUAUCUGAAAAAGAACCCCUAGCUGCUAGUAAUGAUUUAGGUAAUUCAUUGAUGACUGUAAAAAGAUUACAAAAAAAACAUCAAGCUCUUGAAGCAGAACUUAUUUCACGUGAACCUGUUGUUGCUUCAUUGGCAGCUCGUGCUGCUGGUAUGAUAAGAACUGGUCAUUUUGCAUCUGAUAAAAUAGAUUCAUCAAUACAAGAAUUACAAAAAAAAUUAAUUAAUAUACGAGAUUAUGCGAGUGUUAGAAAAUUACGUCUUCUUGAUGCUGUUGAAUCACAAAUGUUUUAUGCUGAAGCUGGUGAAGCUGAACAAUGGAUUAAAGAAAAAUAUCCUCAAUUAACAUCCAGUGAUUAUGGUAAAGAUGAAGAUUCUGUAGAAUCUUUAUUAAAAAAAUUAGAGGGUCUUGAACGUGAUUUAUCAUCUUUUGAAACAACUAUUGAUAAUUUAAAUAAAUUAUCACAAGGUUUAAUAAAUCGUAAUCAUUUUGAUAGUAAAAAUAUUCAACAAAAACAAAAUGAUAUUAAACAAAAAUUUAUAGAAUUACAAAAAUUACAUGAUUUUAGAUUACAUAGAUUACUUGAAAGUGAAAAAUUAUUUUUAUUUAUACGUCAAGCUGAUGAAGUUAUUGAAUGGAUUGGUGAUCAAACAACAGUUGCUGCAUCCGAAGAUUAUGGACGUGAUGUUGAACACGUUGAAUUAUUAAUUCAAAUAUUUGAUAACUUUUUAGCUGGUUUAACUGCCAGUGAAAGCCGUGUAUUUAUGGUUAUAGAAGCUGGUGAAAAAUUAAUUCAAGAAAAAAAUCCUGAAAAUAUUAAAAUACGUAAUAAAAUUGAUGAAACUAAACAACAGUGGGAUGAUUUAAAAGAAUUAGCUCAUGCUAGACAAGAAGCACUGGCUGGUGCUAAACAAGUUCAUAUGUUUGAUAGAACAGCCGAUGAAACAAUAUCAUGGAUUCAAGAAAAAGAAGCCAGUUUAAGUGCUGAUGGUUAUGGACAUGAUCUUGAAACAAUUCAAGCUCUUGUACGUAAACAUAAAGGAUUUGAAACUGAUUUAGCGGCUGUUAAAGAGCAAGUUGAAUCUGUUAUGGCUGAAGCAUCAAGACUUGCUGAAUUAUUUCCUGAUGCACGUGAACAUAUUGCCGUUAAACAUGAAGAAGUUGAUGAAAGUUGGAAUGAAUUGUUGGAAAAGGCAGCACAAAGACAAAAUAAACUUACACAAGCUGAACAGCUUGAGGCUUAUUUUGAUGAAUACAGAGAUUUAUCAUUUUGGAUUAAUGAAAUGAUUGCUAAAGUAACAGCACCAGAAUUAGCACGUGAUGUUCCUGGUGCUGAAAUAUUAAUAUCUCGACACAAUGAAUAUAAAGUUGAAAUAGAUUCUCGACAGGAUGAAUUUUAUAAAUUUAAUAAAACAGGUAAUGCUUUAAUUCAACAGGGUCACUUUUUAUCUAAAGAAAUAAAAGAUAAAAUUUCUGUUCUUGAAAAUAAAAAACAAACAUUAAUAGAUACAUGGGAUAAACGUAAAUUAAUAUAUGAACAGAAUUUAGAUACACAAAUAUUUAAACGUGAAGCUGAAACACUUGAAAAUUGGAUAAUAAGUCGUGAACCAAUGCUUAAUGAUAGUAAUCUUGGUGAUACAAUACCACAAGUUGAAGAUUUAAUACGAAAGCAUGAAGAUUUUGAAAAAACAAUUGAAGCACAGGAGGAUAAAUUUAAAGCUCUUAAACGUAUAACAUUGUUAGAACGUCAAUUUCAAAAACAACAACAAGCUGAAUUAGUAGCACGUCAAGCUGAAAAAGAACGUAUUGAACGUGUACGUAUUGAAGAACGUAAGAAAAAAGAAGUACAACGUAUUACUGAAGAACGUAAACGAGAAGAAGAAAGACGUAAAUUAGACAAUAACUCUCAUAAUCGUAGUGCUGGUGAUCCUACUAACGAUAUUAUUAAUGGUAAUGCUCAGUCAUCUAAUGAUAAUAACAAUACUCAAAAUAACAAUAAUAACAAUCACAAUGAAUCAUCGGUUAAUCGUUUAUCACCAUUAAAAACAACCCAAGAAUCAUCAACUUCAGGUAUGAAUCCUUCAUCAAAAUUAUACGGUAUUUCUCAUGUAUUUGGUGAUCGUUUAAAACGUACAACACCUGAUAUUAAACGUGCCGAGAGUAUGAAAAUUGAUACUAAAAAACCUAAACGAACACCUAGCUUUACAACCAGACGACGAACUCAGAGUUUUCGUAAACAUCAACGUAUGGAAAAUAUGGAUCCAUUGAGUCCUGUUGAAAUUCAAGGUAUACUUGAACGUAAACAUGAAUUACAAAGUGGUGGUAAAAAAGCAGCUAUAAGAUCAUGGAAACAAUAUUUUACUGUACUUUGUGGACAAUUGUUGUGUUUCUUUAAAGAUUACAGUGAUUUUUCAUUGAGUAAAGCUGCUACUGCUCCAAUAACUAUUUACAAUGCCACGUGUGAAAAAGCUGAUGAUUAUACAAAACGUAAACACGUAUUUCGUCUUAGAUGUACUGAUGGUUCUGAAUUUUUAUUCCUUGCUGCUAAUCAACAAGAAAUGGAAGACUGGGUUAAUAAAAUUUUAUUCCACGCUAGAUUACCACCAAGUAUGCAGCUAUUAAAGUAUGAUGAAUCACAAAAAGAUGAUUUAGAUUUAGAUUUAGAUUUAGAUUUAGAUUUACAUUUAGAUAGAUUAAAAAUUAUAACACCUGAUAAAGUUAUUGGUGAUGAUAAUGCUUCUACUGGAAGUAGUCAUGUAUCAACUCCUGAAUUUGAACGUAAAAAUUCAGUCAUACGUCGAGAUAUACAACCAACUACUCAAGAUUUAUCUACCGUUGCUCCGACUCAUUCUUUGUCAUCCUCCUCAUCAUCCAGCAAUGUUCAAAUCGAAUUUUUACAAAAACACCGUCAAGCUCAACAAAUGCGCGGAACUAGAAAUUAUUCAGAAUUAAUGUCUGGUGAAUCUAUAUCACAACCGCAGACUGAAUUUUUACAAAAACAUAAAAACCAACAGCAACAUCUUUUGGCUCAACAGCAGCAACAGUUGAUUCAUCAUGAACAAUUGGCAAGUCAAAGAGAUCAAUAUCAAACUCCACCAGUUCCACCUAGAGGAGCACCACCCCCAAUUCCUGUAAGAUCGCCCAGUACAGAUAAUGUUACUCCACUAAGACGUAAUAAUGAUGUCGAGCAGUAUGUUCCACCAACAAGACCACAGUCUUUUCAGCAUAAAAGUUCACCGUUAAAUCACAAUGGUUCAGAGGGAUAUACUAAUGAUAAUACAACACGGCACCGACCAGGAAGUAUGGAUUUCACUUCACAACCACAAGAAAUAGCACCUCCCUUACCAUCGAGUGCACCACCGACCAACAUAGAUAAACAAAAUAUUCAAGAUCCUGUUUAUGGAAAUACAGUUAAUAUGAGACAGAGUGGACAACAAACGACAAAUUCGUUUAGUAAUAGACCGACAUCGUUACCACCUUAUGUAGCACCACCUCCAGCUGUUUCACCUACUACGCCAACAGUAUCAGUAGUUGACGGUAGACGAGCAUCAGAAAGUGGUUCAGAAAGUGAACAAAGUUCUGGGGGCUCUCGUAAAGAUCGAGAUUAUAAACGUAGUUCUGUAUUGAGUAACUUCUUCGGUAGAAGAAAAAAGCCAUCGCAAUCGUAGUACCAUAUAAGAAAACAAUAUUUUUUAUAAGAAAAAAAAAAAAGAAAUAAAAAAAAAUAGUUUACAUAUUUAUUUAAAAUAAUACAAAUAUAAAUAUUUUUAAUAAUUUAUUAUUACAAAAAAUAGAUUUGGAAAAAAAUAUACCAAUCAAUUAUUUCUAUGUUUACUAAGUAUCAAGACAAAGCGAGAUUCACUUUUUAUUUUAUUUAAUGAAUUUAUUUUAUUAUUUUUUUUUUUCUUUUUUUUUUUUUUGUAGUUUAUAAAUAAAAAAUCUUCAAUGAAUGCUAAGUAAUUUUCCAAAUAAUCAAUAAAUUUAUAUUAAA